This is a messenger RNA of Salvia splendens (bonfire salvia), 2640 nucleotides long. RefSeq names its product myosin-binding protein 7. Bases 861 to 2186 code for a protein of 441 amino acids. Lineage: Eukaryota; Viridiplantae; Streptophyta; Magnoliopsida; Lamiales; Lamiaceae. The record is from RefSeq and is a predicted model, not a curated record. The transcript has 3 exons.
UAGUCUGAUUAACUUUGCCUAUAUGUGUGAAUGUCUGUGCUUUUCUUCCUGAAUGUGAAUGAUAAAAUGCAAACCAAGAUUGUGCUUGAUUCUGUGAUUUGGGUGUAAAAUUGUAACUCGGUAGCAGGAACCUCUUCCAUCACACCCGAAAUUUCGUCAAUUGGAUCCUAAUGGCUGCAAUGUCGUCAAUUGUAUAAUCGUUUCAUUUUUAAAAAACCCUGCUGUUUUACAUUUUGAUAAUCACUAUUCAUCAUAAGUAUAUUCCCUGUAUUCCUUCGGGCAAUUAAAUAUGCUCUCCAUAGUAUGGUUACUUGUUUAAUUGAGCUACAAGUAUCCAUCACUUUUUCUACUUUCUUAAGUUUGCCUAGCUUAAAUCAAAUCUUUGAAAAUGAGACUGGUUAUUUGUUUACAUAGAGAAGUCAUGUCAGGCACUACUACUUGGAGUGGAUCUUCUCUCCACAAUAUACAAGAAAACCUUCUUGUUGUGAUGGAUUUAUUUGUUAUUCACUUAUCCCCUGCUUGUAUGGUUAAAGUCAAUGUGCUACCCAUGCUGGUUGUGCAAUUUUACCUAAUAUACUGAUGGACUAGAUUUCCAAAAAUAAUUUUGAGUUUUUGAGCAAGGUUGAGUAUGAAGUGGGAUGUAAAGCUUAUGAAGUAGUAUGAAGCUUUCUUUGAUUUGUGAGCCAAUUUCCCUCAUCAGUGGAUGAUGUAUGGAAUUUUGUUUAUGCAGCUGGCAUUAUUGUUUAUGACUUCGCCGAUUGUCUGGACGUUAUUAUCAGGACACACUGCAGGAUUUGGCAUCUUGGUAUAUACCUGGCCGUCACUGCGAGAUACAAGGCUAGUUGUUUAUACACCUGGGGAUGGCUAACUACAGCACAGUGAUGUCCGAAUCAGAGAUUGCUUCACUAAAGAAUGCACUUUGUGCUCAGCAGAAGCUUCUGCAGAAACUGUACAUUGAGUUGGAUGCAGAAAGAGAAGCUUCUGCCACUGCAGCUAGUGAAGCUUUAUCUGUGAUAUUGCGUCUACAAGGAGAGAAGGCUGCGGUCAAAAUGGAGGCGGAGCAGUAUAAGAGACUGGCGGAGGAGAGGAUGUGUCAUGCCGAGGAAUCUUUUGCCUUGAUUGAAGAUAUGAUCACUGAGAAAGAAAUGGAGGUGGCUGAGUUAGAUUAUCAAGUUCAAACCUAUAGGUAUCAGUUGAUGAGCAUGGGUUUCGAUGUUCCUUCUGGUGAUGAUAUGAACAUUCCUGAAAACCUUUUGCAUAGAAACGAAUGUGUAUCGGGAGAAACAUGCCUUCACUUGAAAUGCAAGAAGGCUCUGCUCGAUUUAGAAGGUUCCACUAAUGUAGAUGUAGAUGUAAUUUCUAAGCCGAUAGAGGAGGAACAGUCAGGCCAGGAAACAAACGAGUCGUUUGUCUCAGGUUCAGAGAGGAAGCUUGAUGGCUCAACUCAUGAAGGCAUGUUUUCUUAUGCCGAGCAGAUAAAGGAGCUAGAUCUUUUGGUAAAAGAUAUGACAGGAGCUAACAUAACAGGCUCUGUUAGUGAAGCCCUGAAUCCAGCCAUUUCUAAAAAGCCAAGUCUAUCAAAUCUAUCUUCGUAUUCAGGAGAUUCAUCACAAGACACGAAAGCUGUUCAUUCCCCUUGUCCUCCAACGGUACAUGAUGUCUUUGAGGUUCCGCAGGUUGACCAGUUACCCGUGUCUUAUGAAGCCAGUGAGAUCCUUGAGAUCCGAGAUCAAGCUCAACCAUCAAGCAAAGUUUGUCAAGCUAGCCAAGAUCCGACUCAUCCUGAAUCUGUCAAAAAGAUUGCCAAAAAUGAACCUGACUGGCUGAAGAAGCUACUGGACUCAACUGACCACGACAAAAAUUUAUGUAAACCAAGUGAUAUUGCUGCUAUUGAUCGAGGGAUUGUCCAAUCUACAGCAAGUGCUGAUGUUGCUUCUGUCCAACCAAGAAUACGUAUUAAUGUAUCUGAAUCCAAUUUAGAUCAACUUGAGAGGCAUCCAGAGAUGCAGCCACAAUCUUCGGAAAGAGAGGAAGAGCUGAUUCUGUUGAAAGAGAUCUGGAAGAAACUGAGUUUGUUACAGGAUCAGAUUGCCAUUCAGAAAGUGAAAGCGAAGAAAUCUUUCCCUGCAAACGACGAACCAUCCUUGCAACCUCUAGCUGAGAUGAUGGUCUCCUUUUGGCUUUGAUGAAGAAGUGAAUCACAGAAAUCUGACAUUUGUAUGUGAGAAUGUCAUGUCUUUCUCUGUCUUUCUCUGGUUCACAUGUGUAUAUUCUACCUCACCAACAUCUGAUUUGUUUGUAAAAGAAUCUUCACUUACGAUACUGUAGUCCAAGGCGCGGUUGAUACGAUCUGCCCAGCUGAAGAAGCGUAUUGCCAGCUGCAAGAUGCUCACUUUGUACAGAUUCAGUUGUAUCCACCCUUCUUAUUUUUUUUUUCUACUUACAGAAGAGAGUUUAUUUCUAUUUUUUAACACUUUCUGAUGUAUACGCCUGUAUCUGGAAAGCGUUUUCGUUGUUUUCAGCCACGAUAUUUGGGUUGCUGUCAUACGAUGUAAUUGUGUAACACCCGUUGCGUUACACAAGAUGCUUGUUUUAUACUACUGAUAAUAGUUUUCCAGUUUCCGAAUUGGUUAUUCACUA